Molecule: messenger RNA, 1788 nt
Organism: Astyanax mexicanus (Mexican tetra)
Lineage: Eukaryota; Metazoa; Chordata; Actinopteri; Characiformes; Acestrorhamphidae
Gene: fntb
Product: farnesyltransferase, CAAX box, beta
Exons: 12
Coding region: 228-1493 (421 amino acids)
Biological process (GO): protein farnesylation
Cellular component (GO): protein farnesyltransferase complex
Molecular function (GO): protein farnesyltransferase activity
Source: RefSeq, a predicted model, not a curated record
CGGUGGGAGCUUUAUGGGUUGGACUUGAGUUAUUGAUCAGCGGAUCCUCGCAGCGUCCCGAUAAACACGCAAGAAGAGGCGCUGAGUUGCUGUAAGAACUAGCUGUCUGCCCUCGCUGUGAUUUUAGGGAGACGUUAGGAGCCCCGCGGGGUUUUAACCGCUGGUUCAGUGAGAGCACUGCGCGCUGCUGUGUCUCUCCACAGACUGUAUAUAUCUCUGUCAUCAUCAUGGAAUCCCAGUCCCCGCCGCCGCCGCUGCGCUGCUUCAGCGACUCCCAUCAGUCGGAGCUGUUCAGAGAUGACGGCGUGCAGACGGUGACUUCAGCGGAGCAGAGAAAAGUCGAACGCAGUAUUCAAGACAUACUCACUGUUUACCAGCAAAUACACAGCUUACCACAGCCCACCUUACUAAGGGAGCAACACUAUCAAUAUCUCAAGAAAGGUUUACGCCAUCUUUCAGAUGCCUAUGAGUGUUUGGAUGCCAGCCGGCCUUGGCUCUGUUACUGGAUCCUGCACAGUCUGGAGCUGCUGGAGGAGCCAGUUCCUGCUGCUGUGGCAUCAGAUGUGUGUCAGUUCCUGGCCCGGUGUCAAAGCCCAACAGGGGGCUUCGCUGGAGGUCCAGGGCAGCAUGCCCACUUGGCGCCCACCUACGCUGCUGUAAACGCCCUGUGCAUCCUGGGCACGGAGGAGGCGUACAACGUCAUAAACAGAGAGAAGCUCCUGGACUUCCUGUACUCCGUGAAGCAGCCAGAUGGUUCCUUUGUGAUGCAUGUGGGUGGGGAGGUGGACGUCAGGAGUGCGUACUGUGCUGCCUCUGUGGCUUCUCUCACAAACAUCAUCACACCAACGCUGUUUGAGGGAACCCACAAUUGGAUCAUCAGCUGUCAGAAUUGGGAAGGUGGUCUCGGUGGGGUGCCCGGCUUGGAGGCCCAUGGUGGAUACACCUUCUGCGGCACAGCAGCUCUCGUCAUCUUGGGAAAGGAACACAUGCUGGACCUCAAGGCUUUAUUACGCUGGGUGACCAGCAGGCAGAUGCGCUUUGAGGGAGGAUUCCAGGGACGCUGUAAUAAACUGGUGGAUGGCUGUUACUCCUUCUGGCAGGCUGGUCUUCUGCCGCUGCUUCACAGAGCUCUCUUUAAAGAUGGUGACAUGACGUUGAGUCUGAGCAGCUGGAUGUUUGAGCAGCAGGCUCUGCAGGAGUACAUCCUGCUCUGCUGCCAAAACCCUGCAGGCGGAUUGCUGGACAAACCUGGCAAGUCCAGGGACUUCUACCACACCUGCUACUGUCUGAGUGGUCUCUCAGUAGCACAGCACUUCGGAAACAAAGAUCUCCACCACGAGCUGAUCCUCGGCAAAGAGGAGAACAGACUGGCACCGACUCACCCUGUGUACAACAUAUGCCCGGAGAAGGUCGCUCAAGCCAUCCAGUAUUUCCAUCAGCUGCCAAUACCAGCCCAGAACGGAGAGCCAGCGUGUGCUGAAGACCAGUCAUAGUCAACGUUUUUCUAAACCUUAAAGGAAUCAGUCAGUUGUUCUCUGGGCUACGAGCUGGAACCUGGUGUGCUGAUGCUGUAGUCAAAAGCUGUGCUGGUGAUAACUGCCCAGUUCUUGAAGAGGCAGAGUUACUAAACCUGUUCGCAUGUGCAAAUGACUUCUGCUUUAGAAAGGGGUUUUCAUACACCACUUCUUGAUACUGCACAUGCUUAGCCUUUUUAACAUGUUUUAGUAAUAUGUAAGUGGUGGUAAGCCUGGGCUGAAAAAAUAAAGGCUUGGACAGCGUUUUCCUGCA